Molecule: messenger RNA, 205 nt
Organism: Linum tenue
Lineage: Eukaryota; Viridiplantae; Streptophyta; Magnoliopsida; Malpighiales; Linaceae
Source: the annotation of a GenBank genome assembly
CAGCAGGCUUCCACACCAAUUGCAAAUCUGGUCACUACUACUCAGACUGCUCCUAUGUUCUCUUCAGAUGCUUCUGGUUCGGGAUCUCUUCCUGUUCAUCAGACUACUCCAGUCAUUGCCUCGGAAGAUACAGGAUCUUUCGUCCCAAAAGCAGAUUGGUACUGCUAAACUCCAAUCAGGACUUUAUCAUCUUCAUAUUCCUUCA